AAUCGGCAUUUGCAAAGCGUCCUAAGCUGACGUCAGCCCGGUACCGAUGAACAACCGGUAGCGUUGAAGAGAGCUGUGUGUGAUAGCCCGUUGUUUGUAGCUUUGUCCGCUCAUACCCCCUGUCUAACGUGCAAACAUCAUGCCUUUCGAUGUAAGGAGAUUCGAUAUCUACAGGAAAGUGCCAAAAGAUCUCACCCAGCCCACAUACACGGGAGCUUUCAUUUCCAUCCUCUGCUGUGUCUUCAUACUCUUCUUGUUCCUGUCUGAGCUGACGGGAUUCAUAGCCACAGAAAUUGUAAAUGAACUGUAUGUGGAUGAUCCUGAUAAAGACAGUGGUGGGAAGAUAGAAGUGAGUUUAAACAUCAGUUUGCCAAACUUACACUGUGAUUUGGUGGGUUUGGACAUCCAGGAUGAGAUGGGCCGCCACGAGGUCGGUCACAUAGACAACUCCAUGAAGAUCCCUCUCAACCAGGGUGACGGUUGUCGCUUUGAGGGAGAGUUCACCAUCAACAAAGUGCCAGGAAACUUCCAUGUGUCGACACACAGCGCUACAGCGCAGCCCCAAAGCCCAGACAUGACCCACAACAUCCACAAGCUGGCCUUUGGAGAAAAGCUCCAGGUACAAAAAGUACAAGGAGCCUUCAAUGCGUUAGGAGGGGCUGACAGGCUGUCAUCUAAUCCUCUGGCCUCACAUGACUACAUACUGAAGAUCGUUCCAACAGUGUAUGAGGACCUAUCAGGGAAACAGAGGUUCUCCUACCAGUACACGGUAGCCAAUAAGGAGUACGUUGCUUACAGCCACACGGGCAGGAUCAUCCCAGCCAUCUGGUUCCGAUACGACCUCAGUCCAAUCACAGUCAAGUACACAGAGAGGAGACAGCCCUUCUACCGCUUCAUCACGACAAUCUGUGCCAUCGUCGGCGGGACGUUCACAGUCGCAGGAAUCAUCGACUCCUGUAUUUUCACCGCUUCAGAGGCCUGGAAGAAGAUCCAGAUUGGGAAAAUGUCAUGAGGACCGCUCCCCACUCCUCCCUACAUCGUAUUUAUAUAAGUGCAAAGUUGUUAGCCUGUUAGCUAAAUCCAGUCCUGCUCGAACCCACUUCCUUUUGGAGAUUCUAUCAGCGUGAUCAGUGAAGUGGCUCCGGCACUCGAUCUAACUACCAGGCUGCACGGCUGCGUCUCAGUUUCUUAAGCUCCACUCGGGGCUCAAUCUGCCCUGGUGACGCCGCUGACUAUCACAUGUCUGCUUCCUCCGUCUUCAGUGUCUUCAGUCUUUUGUUACUGUGGAGAUGAAGUACUGCGUGGCAGGGUUAAACCUGUAUGGGUAUUUGAAGGCUGCACCUGUGUUUUUUUUUUUUUUUUUUAAGAAUUUCAUUCAACACAAAUCGCAUAUAUUCAAUUUAUAGGGAUAUUUUCAAGUUAUGGCUCAAUGAUUAACAGGCAACAAGACAUAACUAAUUGUUUAUAUGAAUAAAAAGGUUAAUUUCUGUCAGUACAUGCAGUAAUAUCGGUCUAACCAUACUGCGCUUGUUUCCCCAGUACCGCAAAAGGGGAAUGAUCAUUUGAAGGAAGUGUUCUGGUUUAUAAAACUGGACUUUAAAGUAUUUCUGUAAUUUACACUUAAUAAAUACAUAAAUCAUGUUACGUUAUUUUUUUUCAGACCUUCUAAUUUUUAUCUCCAGUAUUCAAACUGUGUGCCUUUUAGGUUUCCUCUUCUACCAAACAGGGUUACCAUCAUCAUGUAUGUUUGUCCACUAAAACCAGUUGCACCUAUUGCAUGUAACUUACUGUUUAGAUUCACUUUUUAAGAGAUCAUUGUUUACCUUUCAGUCAUUGUAGUAUACCAAAUAUUUCACUGUUAAAGGUCCUAGCUUUGACUUUUUCCAUUACAUUUGAAUUACUGCAAAAAAUAUAGUGAAUGUCUUUUUUUUCUUUUUCUAAGAGAUCAAUUUAUUUAGUUACAUUUUAUUUUUUUUUACACGGUACGUGAACUUUUUUUUUAAAUUUUUUUUUAUUGAGUUUCUAUGAAGUUGUAAAGAAAAGAUUUGUAAGGAGAGAACCUGUAGGCCAAGGUGUUUUUUCCUCUUCCGUCAUUUUAUCUUUCUCUUGUACUGUUGUAUAAAAGACCUCUCUGAUCACAAGCCCUCGGAAACUAGUCUUUCUACUGAUAAGGUCAUUUACAUCCUGUUCUGUCUCAAAUGAGUCUGUAAUGCUUUGUGUUCCUCAAGUAAAGGUACCAUAAAAACCA
This is a messenger RNA of Perca fluviatilis (European perch), 2248 nucleotides long. RefSeq names its product endoplasmic reticulum-golgi intermediate compartment 1 (gene ergic1). The coding region runs from base 140 to 1012 and encodes 290 amino acids. Gene Ontology annotation, biological process: endoplasmic reticulum to Golgi vesicle-mediated transport; retrograde vesicle-mediated transport, Golgi to endoplasmic reticulum. The transcript has 10 exons. Gene Ontology annotation, cellular component: endoplasmic reticulum; endoplasmic reticulum membrane; COPII-coated ER to Golgi transport vesicle. Lineage: Eukaryota; Metazoa; Chordata; Actinopteri; Perciformes; Percidae. The record is from RefSeq and is a predicted model, not a curated record.